CUAGUCGGGACUGAGUCAGUCAGCUGUCACACGGUAGUGAGUCGAGCAGAAGGAGCCGCGCACACGGAGCCAAACACACCACGGCCUCGAAAAUGACCAGCUUUUCCAACAAGUUUGCGGCUUACACGAUGACGCAGCUCAACGAAAUCCUGGAAGACGAUGAGAAACUGACGAAAAUGGUCCAGGAAAUGGAGGAGAUGCAGGAGGUCCAGCUAAGCAAGGACACCACCCUGGCCAACAACAGAACUUUGGCCAAUGAGAAUCUGGAUCUUCAGCCCCGACUGGAGCACAAGAAAGAGCAGCUCACCACGCGUUAUCGCUGUCUUCAGGAGACCUUGGAGGCCUUUCAGCUGCGCAAGUCCACCCUUGACCACAAGUCAGGAAACACAUCCUUGGACACUCUGCUGGCUCUCCUGCAGACAGAAGGUGCUAAAAUUGAGGAGGAGACAGAGAACAUGGCUGACUCCUUCCUGGACGGCGACAUGACCCUGGACACCUUCAUUGACUCUUACCAAAGCAAGAGGAAGCUGGCCCACUUGAGAAGAGUGAAGAUCGAGAAGCUGCAGGAGAUGGUGAUGAAGGGCCAGCGGCUCCCUCAGGCGUCCGUGUGCACCUCACGGUCUCAGGAUGUGUCGGUGGCAUCCUCGUCCCUCCUCACCGAUGGAAGCAGCUCCUCUCCGCUGGCGCAGCCCCGGAGGAAACCCCCAGCGCCCCCCUCCCAGCCGCCACCCGUGCUAAAUCCAGCUGCCACUGCCACCCCUCCACCUGCCGUCUUCUACUCAGCAUCUCCAUACCCACCCAUCCCUCCCAGGACUGGCCAACCCUUCCCCAGUGUGGCGUCUGGGUACCCGAGCCACUUCCUGUCCCAGUACCCGCCCGCUCUGCCUCAACGGCCGGCCCCUCGCCUGGCUCCCCAGCCCGGCUUCAUCAUGCAGUAACCGGACACACUGGAGACUCCCAGAGUCCUGGACGUUUCACUGCGGCGUCUCAGAACUUCUAUUUACUGGCGUUUGCCUUCAAUGACUUUGACCAAUCAGCGCACAGGAAAGCCACUCUCGUCGGCUCCAGCGGGACCUGCGCUCGCAUCACGCUCCCAUCGACACUCCUGUCUGAAAAAGAGAGGCUGAGCUCCGGCUCAGAUUCUCAGCUUGACUGAGCCGGAGUGUGACUUAUCAUCUGCGCCGUCUGUGGGUGUCUGUCUACUGUCGAUUUCAAAGCUCCUUCUCGGGGCCUGUUCCGUAGAAAGCUCCUGCUUCCAUGGAACUCUAAACACAAAACAAAAAAAAAGAA
This is a messenger RNA of Synchiropus splendidus (mandarinfish), 1290 nucleotides long. RefSeq names its product VPS37B subunit of ESCRT-I a (gene vps37ba). Gene Ontology annotation, cellular component: ESCRT I complex. The transcript has 4 exons. NCBI's taxonomy places the organism in Eukaryota, Metazoa, Chordata, Actinopteri, Syngnathiformes, Callionymidae. The coding region runs from base 93 to 938 and encodes 281 amino acids. Gene Ontology annotation, biological process: protein targeting to membrane; protein targeting to vacuole; ubiquitin-dependent protein catabolic process via the multivesicular body sorting pathway. The record is from RefSeq and is a predicted model, not a curated record.